AUGGUUCCCUCAGCCGCAACGCCGUCGCUCUCUCUCCCACCCGCUCAGUUCGCCAGCCUCCAACCGCAUGCCUAUCUUCUCGCCCACCUUUCCCCUCCGGCGUUGAGCAACCAGCCCUCCAUCCGUGCCAAUGGCCGUUCCCCCUCUCAGUUCCGGGCGACCUCAGCCAACGCAGGCUCCCUGACACACGCCAACGGCAGCGCCGUCGUCCGUCUCGGGGACACGGCCGCGGUGUGUGGUGUGCGGGCGGAAAUUUUGCACACAGACGACAUUGCCUCGUGGAGUGUCUCCUCCUCGACCGGAGCAGGAAACAAGCGCCGCAAGCUGUCGGGGGAGGACCCUGAAGACCCCGAAGAAUCACAGAUCCAAGACCUGAACCUGCUCGUGCCGAACCUCUCGCUCAGCACCGGCUGCGCCCCGGGCUUCAUCCCCGGCGCUCCGCCCUCGGCUCUCGCCCAAUCGCUUUCCCACCAACUGCUCACCCUGCUGCAUACCAGCCGCCUGGUGCGAACCGACGAUCUACGCAUUUGGUACGAUGUUCCGGAUUUGGAGGGCGCGGGGCAGGAAACCGGGGAAGCCAUGGAUGUGGACGUGGUAGACAAGGAGUCCUCCUUGAAACAACCGCGCAAGCGCGAAAUCAAAGCCUUCUGGGUACUCUACAUUGAUGUGAUGAUUGUCUCGCUGGCUGGAAAUGUGCUUGACGCGGCGUGGGCGGCCGUCCUGGCCGCGCUGCGAGAUACAAAGCUCCCGCGCGCGUGGUGGGACGUCGACGCCGAGAGCGUGCUGUGCUCCAACCGGGUGGACGAGGCGCGCUCCCUCCUCCUCCGUGGAUUACCCGUUUGUUCCUCGUUUUGCGUCUUCGAGGCCGACGCGGCGGCCGGCUGGCGCGCGGUUGUCCUUCCUACGUCAAUAGAGAUGGAGCAGAAUAAGCAGCAGCAGCGGUGGAUCCUGGCAGACCCGGAUGGAUACGAGGAGGGCCUGACUCAGGAGCGAAUGUGCAUUGUUCUCGACAAGGAUCAGAGUGGGAACCCUGUGAUCGUGCGCAUGGAGAAGAACGGCGGGUGGACGGUUGGCAAGGAGGAUCUGAGACAGCUCGUCGACGUGUCGGCGCAGAGAUGGGAGGAGAUGAAGACUGUCUUGAAGUGGUAG
Penicilliopsis zonata CBS 506.65 is the source of this 1149-nucleotide messenger RNA. RefSeq lists its product as hypothetical. The record is from RefSeq and is a predicted model, not a curated record. Gene Ontology annotation, cellular component: cytoplasmic exosome (RNase complex); nuclear exosome (RNase complex). The transcript has a single exon. Gene Ontology annotation, biological process: TRAMP-dependent tRNA surveillance pathway; nuclear polyadenylation-dependent rRNA catabolic process; U5 snRNA 3'-end processing. NCBI's taxonomy places the organism in Eukaryota, Fungi, Ascomycota, Eurotiomycetes, Eurotiales, Aspergillaceae. The coding region runs from base 1 to 1149 and encodes 382 amino acids.